CUCCCUCUCCGAUCGUGUUCAAAAGAUAAGGAACUUCUAUUUGUGUAUGAAGCACAGACGUCGUCUCUCACUCUAGGCCCCGACGAGGACUUUUGGACGGAGUACUGCUUCGUGGACACCUAUUUUGGUUCAGAGGAGAAGCUUCACGAAUAUUUCUCGAACUGUAACCCGGGUGAGGGGUUUGAUCCCCCUUUAGGUGGAGUUGGCAAAAUGGAUACCCCUUGUUACGAUCCUCGUGAGUAUUACCUAAAGAAGCUUGAGCGUCGUGUUCGACAAGUCACUCGUGAAUCCACCUCUCUGGUAGAUACAUUUGACGAACGUAUUGAAGACUAUGAGAAGGAAAUUGCCAAAGUAUUUGAAGAUGACAAAGGCAAGUCACACACACGCACCCUAAGCGAUGUCAUCGCGAAGAUACAGCUCUUUGCAGGUUGUAUGAAAGCUACCAUUGACGCAUGGGACACAUUUUACAAGACUCAGAUCUCGUUGUUUACUAUAUUUGGAGAGCAAGAAUGGCAGUCUCGCAUCGACAACAUUGUUCAGAAUAUUGUGGAGCUCGAUCGACUUCGGGGAAUUCUCUUGACCAAGCAACAUCGGUUUGAGAGCAAACUAGCAAGUUACACGGCAUUCCCAUUGCAUUUCACAGCAGCCAUCUUUAGCAUGGGCUUCAUCAAACCUAAAUACCCCUGGCUUGCGUUCUUCUCUGUACUUUUCGUAACCUCAAUCAUCAAUUAUAUGAUAGCUUCACAUCGAAGCCCCUUCAGAAGAUGGCUUCGCCGACCUCUACGAAAUCGGGCCUACCGGUCAAUGGUGUAA
Messenger RNA from Lindgomyces ingoldianus, 813 nucleotides. RefSeq lists its product as uncharacterized. The record is from RefSeq and is a predicted model, not a curated record. Lineage: Eukaryota; Fungi; Ascomycota; Dothideomycetes; Pleosporales; Lindgomycetaceae. The transcript is spliced from 3 exons. The annotation marks the transcript as partial.